This is a messenger RNA of Aegilops tauschii subsp. strangulata, 660 nucleotides long. Its product is annotated as putative cyclin-dependent kinase F-2. Gene Ontology annotation, cellular component: nucleus. The record is from RefSeq and is a predicted model, not a curated record. NCBI's taxonomy places the organism in Eukaryota, Viridiplantae, Streptophyta, Magnoliopsida, Poales, Poaceae. Gene Ontology annotation, molecular function: ATP binding; protein serine/threonine kinase activity. Gene Ontology annotation, biological process: protein phosphorylation; regulation of mitotic cell cycle.
AUGGGCACACCGGCGACGCGCAAGAAUCAGAGAACAGCAGCCACUAACGGCGACUCAAGCUCCCCCGCAAGCAGCGGCCGAUUCCAGCGGCUUGAGGUGCUCGGCGCAGGAACAUUCGGCGUCGUCUACCGGGCGAGGGACCGCCGCACGGGUGAGAUCGUGGCGGUGAAGUGCCUCCGUGCGAGCGACGGCGCCGGCGACGCCGAACGCUACCUCUCCGACUUCGCCAGCGAGGUCAGUGCUCUCGAGGCGUGCAGCGGCCACCCAUCCAUCGUGCAGCCGCGCGCCUCCGGCCAACUUGACAGCGGGGCUUUCCUCGCCAUGGAGUUUGUGGGGCCGACUCUCAGGCACGUCAUGAAGCAUGUCCGCUUUGGGAGGAGGCACACCGAGCUGGAGGUUCGUCUUCUCAUGAGGCAACUUCUCGCCGGCGAGAGGAGGAUGAAUCGUCUCGGCCUCAUGCACCGGGACCUCAAGCCGGAGAACGUGCUUGUUGACAGCCACGAGAGCCUCAAGAUCUGCGACCUCGGGCUAUCGUGCAGCAUGGCCGACGGCCGCCCUACUCUAACCCUAUUGGGACACGGGGAUAUCGCGUGCCAGAAAUCCUCCUCGGAUCCACAGAUUACGACGAGCGUGUCGACUCAUGGGCUCUCGGCGUCAUGA